Molecule: messenger RNA, 1503 nt
Organism: Rhea pennata
Lineage: Eukaryota; Metazoa; Chordata; Aves; Rheiformes; Rheidae
Gene: GDF5
Product: growth differentiation factor 5
Exons: 2
Coding region: 1-1503 (500 amino acids)
Cellular component (GO): extracellular region
Molecular function (GO): growth factor activity; cytokine activity
Source: RefSeq, a predicted model, not a curated record
AUGAAAAUCCUGCAUUUUCUCACUUUACUGCUUUGGCAUUUGACUUGGCUGUCUCUGGAUCUAGUUCCUGGAGUGCUGAGUAAUUCUGAAGCAGGCCAGAGUAAUCCAGGAUCUAAACUAGGUUUGUUAAAAGCAGAAGGAAAAGAGAGGAAUCCCUCAGCAAGAACAGGUACGCUGCGGACUGGAAACCAUGGAUAUAGUACUGGGACUUCAAAGGCUAGGACUAAAAGCAGUGCUGUUCAGGCUGGAGCUCUCCUGGCCAAGAAUGAUGAAUCAAAGAAGGUUCUCUCAAGAACAGCAACCACGGAGGCAAAGGUAGGACAUCUCCCAGGCAGACCUUCUGGAGUAAGGACAGUGACUCCAAAGGUUCAAAAUCUUAGCAGCAAAGCGUCUUUGAAAAAAACUGGCACAAGCAAUGCUGAUACUGGUUCUUACAAAACCAAAAAGACUAAAGAGCCUGUAACCCAAAGGGAAACUAAGGAAACUUUCAGACAUCCCCCUAUAACGCCACAUGAAUACAUGCUCUCUUUGUACAGGACUCUCUCAGAUGCAGAAAGAAAAGGUGUUAAUGGAAGUGUAAAACUGGAGGCUGGACUUGCCAAUACAAUAACCAGCUUUAUAGACAAAGGACAAGAUGAGCGAGCGCCAACCAUAAGAAAACAAAAAUAUAUUUUUGACAUCAGUGCAUUAGAAAAAGAUGGCUUGCUGGGAGCAGAGCUUCGAAUAUUAAGGAAAAAGCCUUCUGAUGCCUGGAAGUCUCAUUCUUCUGGAAAAACUUCCCAAGUGAAAUUAUUUAGUUGCUCCACAAACAGACAAGCAGCUACGCUCCUGGAUUCUCGUACUGUCAGUAUCACAGAUACACCAAAAUGGGAAGUGUUUGACAUCUGGAAACUUUUUAGGAACUUUAAAAACUUGGUUAACUUGUGUUUUGAACUGGAAACUUUUGACAGAGGGAGAGCUGUUGAUCUGAGGAGUGUGGGAUUUAACAGAACAGGAAGACAGGUCAAUGAAAAGGCUCUUUUCUUGGUAUUUGGGAGGACAAAAAAAAGAGACUUAUUCUUCAACGAAAUCAAAGCUAGAUCAGGCCAAGAUGACAAAACUGUUUAUGAAUACUUAUUCAAUCAGAGGCGGAAGAGAAGAGCUCCUCUAGCAACACGGCAAGGGAAGAGGCCUAGCAAGAAUCUGAAGGCAAGGUGUAACAGAAAAGCCCUGCAUGUGAAUUUUAAGGAUAUGGGCUGGGAUGACUGGAUAAUAGCCCCUCUAGAAUAUGAAGCAUAUCACUGCGAAGGGCUUUGUGAAUUCCCCCUUCGAUCCCAUCUGGAGCCAACCAAUCACGCAGUUAUCCAAACUUUAAUGAACUCAAUGGACCCAGAAUCUACACCCCCAACUUGCUGUGUCCCCACCAGGCUGAGUCCCAUUAGCAUCCUUUUCAUUGACUCUGCAAACAACGUAGUCUACAAGCAAUAUGAGGACAUGGUAGUAGAGUCGUGCGGUUGUAGGUAG